Molecule: messenger RNA, 2187 nt
Organism: Besnoitia besnoiti
Lineage: Eukaryota; Apicomplexa; Conoidasida; Eucoccidiorida; Sarcocystidae
Exons: 4
Coding region: 1-2187 (728 amino acids)
Biological process (GO): endocytosis; intracellular protein transport
Cellular component (GO): clathrin adaptor complex; cytoplasmic vesicle
Source: RefSeq, a predicted model, not a curated record
AUGAUUUCGGCGAUCUACAUCUUCACGCUGAAGGGCGAGCUGCUGCUGCAGCGGGCGUACGCCUCGCCCGUUCCUCCGGCGCAGCACGUGAAGGCCUUCAGCCGCACUGUCCUCGAGGGUCGAGCAUUUUCGGAGUUGGCGCCCGUCGUCUGCGUAGGAAACCAGCACGCGUCUGCGGGGGGCGGCGGUGCCUCGUCGUCGGCCUGCUCAGUCUCCUCGUUCUCGUGCUUCAUCCCGCCUUGCAUCGCCUCUUCUGCGUCCGCACCCAACGUCUUUCUCUCUUCUUCCUCCGCGCCGACGGUGCCCGCCAACGCGGGCAGCCAUGCCGCCGGCGUAGUCCCCACGUCGGCGAUCGUCCGCGGCCGCCGAGAGGGGCGCUGGGGCGGCCGGGGCUCGGACGACCGCGGCAUCGUCUACGUCGCGGCGCUUCGACAGAACGCAAAUGUCGCGUGCGUGCUGGAAGUCCUCCGCCGCCUCGCCGCACUCGUCCAAGCCUUCUACGUCGCCUCGCUCGGCUGCGCGGCGACCGGUCCCAUUCUCCCUGCCUCGUACACGCAGGAUCCCGCGGAGCUCCCCGUCCCCUCCUCUCUCGCGCGCAGCGCGACCGGCGGCGGGGCGGCCGCGGGCGCGGAGGAGACAGUUCGCCAGGGCCCGCAGUCGGGGUCAUUCGGGGGCCUGGGGGACGCGGGCCCGGCGGGCUCCAAGGAGGCGCUUUUUUCUGCGAAGCGGCAGGGCAGCUCGCUCCUGGACGCCAUGCGCCGAGGCCUCUCCACGGGUGGUGCGGCAGUGCUGGGCAGCAGCGCGGGGGUUGCGGGCGGCGGCUCGGGCAGCCUGGUUGGCUACGUCGACGAGAGCUUCGUGCGGAAGCACUACGUGCUGUUGUACGAGAUUCUGGAUGAAGCGAUCGACGGCGGCUUUCCGCAGUUGCUCGACCUCGCCACGCUGCGCAAAUUCACCAUCUUCGGGAACGGCCCCGGGUUUCACUGGCCGCCAGACCACGUUGGCGGGCCUGCGGGCGGGCUCGUCUCCGCGGCGAGUCUGCGGCGCGGCGGCGAGUUUGGCACCGGCGGCGGCGCCGGCGGCUCGGGCUUCGCGCGGGCCUUCAGCCGCAGCGGCGUCCAGCGCGACGGCAGCGACCUCGCGGCCUCGAAGCGCAUCACGUCGCAGGUGACUGGCGCGUGCUCCUGGCGGGCGCCAGGGAUCCAUUACAAGCGCAACGAAGUCUUCAUCGACGUCGUCGAGUGCGUCAACGUGCUAGCUUCGCAGAACGGAGUCGUUCUGCGCGCCGAUGUCAACGGCGAAGUCCACGUCAACUGCCGCCUUUCAGGCAUGCCCGAGUGCAAGUUCGGCCUGAACGACCGCGUACCGCUCCAAGCCCCCCGGGCCGCGGGUCCGGAGCCCCCGGGGCCCGCGGGCUCUGGCUCCGUGCCCGCAGCGGGUCUCGCGGGGGGACCUGGGAGGCCGAAGCAGCCGGGGACUGAGAGAAAGGACGACGCGGCUGCGGCGCAGGGCGUGAUGCUGGACGACUGCCGCUUCCACCAGUGCGUGCGACUCUCAAAGUUCGACUUGGAGCGAACGAUUUCCUUCAUUCCGCCCGACGGAUCGUUUCGGCUCAUGACCUACCGAAUUUCCGAGGGCGUCUCACUCCCAUUCAAAAUCUUCCCGCUUCUCCAAGAACGCUCCGAGAGCCGCAUGGAAUGCGUGAUUCUUCUCAAAGCUCUUUUUGAAAGAAACAUAUCCGCCACCAACGUCGAGGUGAUUAUCCCCUGUCCGCCGAACUUGUGCGAGCUUCAGCUCCUCCACGUCGGCAUCGGAAAGGCCGCACUGGACAACGCGCAGCAGGCAGUUGUAUGGAAAAUCAGGAGGUACCCCGGCGCGAUGGAGUAUCUGCUGCGAUACGAGCUGCAUCUGGCGUCGCAGCGGCUAGGGGCGCUGUCGCGGAGGGUCAGCGCCGCGGGUCGCGGGAGUGCGACGCCGCACGGGGAGCGGAGUGACGAGGCGCCGGGCGGCGGUGCCCCCCUCUCGCGCUGGAAACGCCCGCCGCUCACGCUUCGCUUCACGCUACACAUGUAUACGGCCAGCGGUCUGUGUAUUCGCUACCUGAAAAUCACAGAAAAAAGCAACUACCGGUCGAUCAAGUGGAUUCGGUACCUCACCAAGGCUGGCACGUAUCAGCACAGACUGUAG